AACGCGGCUGUGCUCAGCGCUGAGAGCGUCCAGAUUCCGUCGCCGAGGUGCCACCGGGACAAAAAAAAAAGUUUGCGCGCGCGCUUCGCGCAAAUUAACGGUGAACGUACGUGCGGCAAAUAAUAGGAGUAGUGAGGAUCAUAUUCACGAGCAGAGUGCGCCAUUCUUAGUGGAGACUCUUCUUGAUUUCCUGUCAUCCUAUUACUUCCUUUGCAUGGUCAAGGCCCUUACGUCAUGCCCAGGGUAUUAAAGUAGUUGCCCCCGGCGCUGACGUCAGCGGAUUACUCGCAAGACUGUGACAAAUGGAUUAACUGUGUCUCAUCGCCGCCUCCAACGGGAUUAGCUGCAUCCACGACAAAAGCCGCGAGUGUAUCGGAAAACUGCUCCGGAUUAUGUGACGUGCUUUGGUUCGCGCAUCAGUGGCGACUGGCCUGCCGUCGACAACCGGGAUAGUCCCAUGGGGGGGCUCUAGACACUCGGGGGGUACCGCUCCUGCGCCUGCACCUGCUACCACGAUGUCUCCGCUGACGUUGUUCACGAACCCUACGGCGGGCGGGACACGGUCUACCCACGGCGCCGCUCACACAGUGGGCCUCUGGGCCACUCUCAGUUCCCUUGCUGUGCUGACAUUUAUGGUGCUUACACUAGCGGCCGUCGACGAGGACGGUCCUGCACAGAGCCGCCGGCCGCAUGUCGGCGCGCCCACGUCGUCGCCCCAAGACUCCAGGAACAUCGCUUCGAGGGUCGCAUCGCGGCGCGUUCGUUCGGCCGAGGCGUCGCUCGUGUCGGCGCCCGAGAUCUUGAACCCCAAGCUGUUCCCGGACAUCGAGCAGCCGGCGUUCGACAACAGCACGCCGCGCAACGUCACCACGCAACAGAUGCAGACCGUGUACCUGCACUGCAUAGUCAACAACCUCGGUGAAAGGACGGUGUCCUGGAUCCGCCGCCGUGACUUCCAUGUGCUUACGGUGGGCUUGACAACGUACACAGCUGAUGACCGGUUCCAGGCGGUGCACAUGGACCGCUCCGAGGAUUGGAUGCUGCAGAUCAAGCGCGUCCAGCCCACCGACGCCGGAGACUACGAGUGCCAGAUCAACAUGCACCCACUCAUCUCCUACUUUGUGCGGCUAACCGUCUUGGUGCCACGCGCCCGGAUCCUGGAGGCACCGGAGCUGUUCAUCAACAGUGGCUCGUCGAUCAACGUGAGCUGCGCGAUCGAGCACAGUCCCGAGCCGCCAGUGUUUGUGUUCUGGUACCACAACGACCGCGUCAUCAACUACGACGAGACGAAAGGUGGCCCGGGUCACAUCUCGGGCACUAAGCGGCCUCCCGACGCGUAUGUCAGCAGCCUUUUCAUACGGAACGCCCGACCGCAGGAUUCCGGCAACUACACCUGUGGCCCGUCGAACGCCGACUCCACGAGCGUCGUGGUGCACGUGCUCAACGGUGAGAAGAGAGCCGCCAUGCAGCACGACUUCUCGCCAUCGCGGGCCCUCCUUCCGGUCUCGGUGGAGGCGAGGCUGGUGCUGUGCUCCCUGUUCACGACGCUAGGCGUCGCCUUCAGGCUCACCUCUUCUUGACCGUCCUGCGCGACCAAACUCGUCACGCUUCUUCAAAGCUUCAUCGCUGUCCGUCCAAACUCACAGGCCCCCAAGAGAGGUCUGGCCGUCUCAGCAAAAGCUCAUAUGGGUUGCUGGGUGCCGUUCAAGCGCAUCCAAUCACUUCCACCCCAUCGUUCCUGCUGAAAGACAGUGUCCGUGUUUGUGCGUGAUAUGAUGGAGUGACUCAGCACUCGUGGUUCAUCCGGCCCGGUUGGCAGCGCUGGACCCGCAGUGCGCCUGCUCGGCGCCCGCACGCAGCAGUGCCGCACCGCAGGGCUGCCGAAACGGUGCUCUUGUAGCAGGGACGAUUUCGUGACGCCACAUACGAAAGUCGGCGAACGCUAAGUGGACCUACUGCAAGCCGGGUCCUAGAGACGCUCCUC
Molecule: messenger RNA, 1984 nt
Organism: Dermacentor albipictus
Lineage: Eukaryota; Metazoa; Arthropoda; Arachnida; Ixodida; Ixodidae
Product: zwei Ig domain protein zig-8-like
Biological process (GO): synapse organization
Cellular component (GO): neuron projection membrane
Source: RefSeq, a predicted model, not a curated record